Molecule: messenger RNA, 708 nt
Organism: Capronia epimyces CBS 606.96
Lineage: Eukaryota; Fungi; Ascomycota; Eurotiomycetes; Chaetothyriales; Herpotrichiellaceae
Product: 2,3-bisphosphoglycerate-dependent phosphoglycerate mutase
Exons: 2
Coding region: 1-708 (235 amino acids)
Biological process (GO): ribose phosphate biosynthetic process
Molecular function (GO): sedoheptulose-bisphosphatase activity
Source: RefSeq, a predicted model, not a curated record
AUGGCGGAAAAGGAUGCAACCACCCCUCGAGUAUUUCUGAUACGCCACGGGCAGACUGAAUGGUCGCAAAACGGGCGAUACACUGGCAUCUCAGACAUCCCUUUACUGCCACAAGGAGAAGAGAAAGUCCGACGCACAGCAUCAAUUGUUUUCGGGCAGGGACGGUUGAUCGACCCCAGCAAAAUCGCCAAAGUCAUUUGCAGCCCGCGAAGGCGCGCCCAACGCACCCUUGAACUGCUCCUCGAACAGGUGGGAGACGAUGCCGAAACCAAACGAGUGAUCGAAAACAAGACCGAGACCACCGAGGAGAUUGGGGAGUGGGGAUAUGGCGACUACGAGGGCCUCCUGACUGAGCAGAUUCGACAGCUACGCAAACAGAGAGGCCUGGACACCGAACGACCAUGGGACAUCUGGAGAGAUGGGUGUGAAGGACCAGGAAGCCAUUCCCCAGCUCAAGUCACGGAGCGACUGGACCGUCUUAUUUCGCAAAUCACCUCCCUCCAGGAGGAAGGGAUGGGCAAGCAGCAGCCAUGCGACGUUCUGGUUGUAGCGCAUGGUCAUAUUUUGCGAGCCUUUGUCAAGCGCUGGCUCAGCUUCGGUCUAGACUCGAAGCUGGAGAUGAUGCUCGAGCCGGGAGGUGUCUGCGGCCUGAGUUACGCUCAUAGCAAUAUCGACCAGCGAGCAGUGCUCGUUGGGAUGAGCCUUUGA